Molecule: messenger RNA, 381 nt
Organism: Staurois parvus
Lineage: Eukaryota; Metazoa; Chordata; Amphibia; Anura; Ranidae
Source: the annotation of a GenBank genome assembly
UCAGUCUUGCACAGGUGUACCGGCCCCUCCCCUUCAGUCUUGCACAGGUGUACUGGCCCCUCCCCUUCAGUCUUGCACAGGUGUACCGGCUCCUCCCCUCCAGUCUUGCACAGGUGUACCGGCUCCCCCCCUCCAGUCUUGCACAGGUGUACCGGCUCCUCCCCUCUAGUCUUGCACAGGUGUACCGGCUCCUCCCCUUCAAUCCUGCACAGUUGUACCGGCUCCUCCCCUCCACCUGACCGUCCCUGGCCCCACCCCUUUGGAUUUCAGUUCUUUCAAUCAUAGAGGCUUGGUAUCACAUGUGGGCGUCACCUAGAUAGGUCUGCAUGUAACCACAGCCUGACUCCUCCAGAAUGACACUAACCCAUCAAGACAUUUUGA